Messenger RNA from Mustela lutreola (European mink), 1149 nucleotides. It is a transcript of the gene SPP2, whose product is annotated as secreted phosphoprotein 2. Bases 399 to 1010 code for a protein of 203 amino acids. Gene Ontology annotation, cellular component: extracellular region. The transcript has 10 exons. The record is from RefSeq and is a predicted model, not a curated record. Gene Ontology annotation, biological process: bone remodeling. NCBI's taxonomy places the organism in Eukaryota, Metazoa, Chordata, Mammalia, Carnivora, Mustelidae.
AACCCUUGGAAGCCCCAGGCUCUGAGCCCUGCUGUCCUUGGAGCGUCAGGAAGCAGGAAACUCAUUCCGAGUGAGGGUUGUUUCCAGGUCAGGAGAACAAUUUCCUCACACUCCUGACAGCACUCUGUGGUCCAGCUGCAGAAUUCUGGAUUUAAGUCCCUUCUUUGUGAGCUUUCCUCUUCAAAUCCUUCCGAUGACCCUCUAGCCUCCUGCACAAUUGUCUUCCUGGUGGUUCUCAUCACCUCUCUGCUGUGGAGCGUAAAUCCCCAGUGACUUGUGUUUGGUCCAUGAGAUCUGCAGACUGCUCCAGUUGGAGACAGCAAGCCAGGCCCCAGCUGAAAAAGAGCUGUUCGUCACCCCCAAACACAUAAGAACAAUCUCGCUGCUUCUCAAUUAAAAUGAUUCUUCCCGGAACAGAGAAGAUGGUGAUGAAGAUAUUGAUCUUGUUUGUGCUUGGGAUGAACUACCCAUCUUGUGCAGGUUUCCCGGUGUACAACUAUGACUCGUCCUCCUUGAGGGAAGCCCUCCGUGCGUCUGUGGCAAAAGUGAAUUCCCAAUCUCUGAGCCCGUAUUUGUUUCGGGCAUUCAGAAGCUCCGUAAAAAGAGUCAACGUUCUGGAUGAGGACAGCUUGAACAUGGACCUAGAGUUUGGCAUUCGGGAGACAACAUGCAGGAGAGAUUCUGGAGAAGACCCUGCUACGUGUGACUUCCAAAGGGGCUACUAUGCGUCUCCAGCUAUUUGCAGAAGCACGGUGCGGAUGUCUGCCGAACAGGUGCAGGGCGUGUGGGUUCGCUGCCACUGGUCCUCCAGCUCUGAGUCUAACAGCAGUGAAGAGAUGUUUUUGGGGGACAUACUGGGAUCCUCUAAAUGGAGAAACAACUACCUACUUGGUCUCAUUUCUGACAGAUCCAGAAGUGAAUUUUAUGAGCGGUCACUUGAGAGCCCGAGAGGGAUCUUUCCUCCUGGGAAUCGAGGGUACCGGAACAGGUGGCACAGACUUCAAGAAUAAACACUGGCUUUGAGUAAUAGCUUCAAGCAAAAUACACUGGAAAGAAUAGAAGUGCCAGAGAAGAAAGAUGCUUCAUGAAUUGUGUGAUUUUUCUUUUGAUGGGUUCCAGUCCUUAAUAAAUGCUUUAUUCUUCCUCUUU